AUUAGGGAGUAAAAUUGGCCGUGGCAAAUGGCGGAUGGAUGAUGGCACUCCGCGGCAAAACCAGAGCCGCAAUGAGAUGCUUCUUCCUCACUCAGCAACAACUCCGACUCCCGCUUCCGCUCACCCCAUCUUCCGCCGCUGACAUUUCCUCCAUCUCCGCACCUUCUUCUCACCGCUUCUUCUCCUUCACCUGCUCCUCGCUCUUCCGUCACUCGCCGCUUUUCGCUCCGUCAAACCAGGCUUUCUCUCGUCCGAUUUCAUUUCGGGAACUUCAUUCGUCUCCACCUUCGAUUCGUUCGUUCGCAGCUCGAGGCCUCCAAACCAUGCCUAAUUCGGAUUCCGUCACUUACCUCACCCAGCGUGAAGCUGCCGAGGUCGAUGAGAUUCUCAUGGGGCCUCUCGGGUUCAGCGUCGAUCAAUUGAUGGUCAGUCCUUUCGGGAGGAAUUGGCGGGAUUAAGCGUUGCCACUGCUAUAGCUGAGGUGUAUAAGCCAAGUGAGUAUAAUCGUGUUCUUGCCAUCUGCGGUCCAGGGAACAACGGUGGAGAUGGCUUGGUUGCUGCUCGUCAUCUGUUUCACUUUGGGUACAAGCCAUUUAUUUGUUACCCGAAGAGAACUCCUAAACCUCUUUACUCUGGUCUAGUUACUCAGCUGGAAUCACUUUCUGUUCCUUUCUUGUCCGUUGAAGAUUUGCCUGCUGACUUGUCUAAAGAGUUCGACAUUGUAGUAGACGCAAUGUUUGGGUUCUCAUUCCAUGGUACCCCAAGACCACCAUUUGAUCAUCUCAUCCAAAAGCUGGUCGACUUGGAUGAUCCUACUGGUGUCCGCCAGAGGACUCCUGCCGUCGUUUCUGUAGAUAUUCCUUCUGGGUGGCAUGUUGAGGAAGGAGAUGUUAAUGGUGGAGGCAUGAAGCCUGACAUGUUGGUUUCUUUGACUGCUCCAAAGCUGGGGGCUAAGAAUUUUUCGGGUGCACACCACUUUCUAGGUGGUAGAUUUGUCCCACCAGCUAUUGUAGAUAAAUAUAAGCUUCAUCUUCCACCAUAUCCUGGCACUUCCAUGUGUGUUCGAAUUGGAAAACCUGCCCACAUUGAUAUAUCAGCUCUAAGGGAGAAUUAUAUCUCUCCAGAGUUCCUUGAGGAGCAGGUGGCGGCAGAUCCUUUUGUUCAGUUCCGUAGAUGGUUUGAUGAGGCUGUAGAGGCUGGAUUGAAGGAACCAAAUGCUAUGGGGUUGUCAACUGUUGGGAAGGAUGGGAAGCCCUCCUCAAGAAUGGUUUUGCUAAAAGGGUUUGAUCAGGAUGGGUUUGUCUGGUACACCAAUUACGAAAGCCAAAAAGCACAUCAGUUGUCUGAAAAUCCUCGAGCAUCACUCCUUUUUUAUUGGGACGGGCUUAAUCGGCAGGUAAGGGUAGAAGGAUCUGUGCAGAAAGUGUCUGAAGAAGAAUCUGAACAAUACUUCCACAGCCGCCCUAGAGGAAGUCAGAUAGGAGCAAUAGUUAGCAAGCAGAGCAGUGUGAUUCCCGGAAGACAGGUUUUGUAUGAGGAGCACAAAGAACUACAGGAGAAGUUCUCUGAUGGUGUGAUUCCGAAACCCAUAAACUGGGGAGGAUACAGACUUAGACCUGAACUGUUUGAGUUUUGGCAGGGGCAGCAAUCCCGAUUACAUGACAGAUUACAGUAUACUCCUGAAGAGGUAAAAGGAACACGAGUUUGGAAAAUUGUGCGGUUGGCCCCAUGACUGGUACUCUCAGCUUCCUCCUUGUGAAAUUCUGGCAGCAGAUAGAAGGGAGAAAGGAAGCAUGACGACCCAAAACAGGAUUGUGAAGCUCCAAUUUCCAGGAAGGAGUUCUUUAUCAAUUCUUUCCUGGCGAGGAAGCAGCAAGACAUGCUCAUCUCACGUAGUGAAGAGGAUAAUUUACAGUCUUGGUUGCUGUGUAACAAUAAUAAUAAAUUGAGAGUGAUAAAAUGUGAAUAAUUUUCUGUUUAUUUGUAUUUUGCCACUUAUUGAAUAUUUAUCCGGUGCCUGCCUACUCAAAGGUGGUGAUGGCGGAUUUGUCAGUUUAUUGGACUAUGGCAGAACGUUGAAGAAGAGCGGUAGUUUUUUUUUACAGUGAAAUAACUUCACCCCAUCGUUGAAAGAGCUACACCUACAUUUAGA
This is a messenger RNA of Linum tenue, 2152 nucleotides long. The record is from the annotation of a GenBank genome assembly. NCBI's taxonomy places the organism in Eukaryota, Viridiplantae, Streptophyta, Magnoliopsida, Malpighiales, Linaceae.